Messenger RNA from Sturnus vulgaris (Common starling), 6968 nucleotides. RefSeq names its product SET domain containing 5 (gene SETD5). Gene Ontology annotation, cellular component: Set3 complex; Rpd3L-Expanded complex. Gene Ontology annotation, biological process: regulation of DNA-templated transcription. The record is from RefSeq and is a predicted model, not a curated record. NCBI's taxonomy places the organism in Eukaryota, Metazoa, Chordata, Aves, Passeriformes, Sturnidae.
GUCAGGGACAGUCAGGCCCGCUGUGUCAGGGCUCGCUGAGCCGCCCGUGCAGAGUCCAGGAUGGGCCUCGUGGCCAGGGGAGCCAUCGGUGGUGUGGGAGCAGCUGCUCUGCCGCUCACACUCACCUGUGCUGUAGGCCUAGCGAAUGCACAUACAGGCUGAUCUCCAGGGAGAGUCUCAGCUCAGUCCACCCUGGCAUUGUCUAGUUGUCCACAGAGAUGGGAUUUUGCCUGCAGCUUGUUUGGAGAAAGAGUUAGGAAAUGCUGUUGGAGGGCUGUGGGUGAGAGGUGACAGCUGCUGCUUAUAUGCAAAAGGACUUAAUAGAUUACUUAUCUGAUAAUUAGUCCUAAAUUUACUUGGGGAAUGGGGGGAGCUAUCAUUAUCAGCUUUAAGGCAAAGCAGCUCAUUACAUGUCAGUCCAGCACUGUAAAAAAACCCCCAACCUCCCCACCAAACUACUACCAUCUACCUUUCCUGGCCCUACAUAUGAAAAUUAAGUAAAAAUGAUGUGGCAUGUCACUGAUGGAAAUCUAUUUCUGCUUUUCUUUGCUGUGAAAGCCUUCUUUAGAGGGAUCCAGGGAGACCUCAUCCUGUAACGGAGAUGCAAUGCUUUGUUUCUACCCCGGUAGGUUUCCCCAUGUCCGUGACGUGUUGGCCGAGGCUCUGCGGCUCCUCUCCGCCCUCGGAGCGGCCAGUCGCUGCCCUCUGGACUCCGUGAUCCCCGACGGGCGUCAUGAGCAUUGCAAUCCCUCUGGGAGUCACCACACCAGAUACGUCCUACUCCGACAUGGCUGCAGGAUCGGACCCAGAGUCUGUGGAAGCUAGUCCAGCUGUCAGUGAGAAGAAUGUGUACUCCAGCCACGGCUAUGGGGCCACCCAGAAACACAGCUAUCGCGGGCUGCCUUACGCAGAUCAUAAUUAUGGAGCCCCUCCUCCUCCAACGCCGCCAGCCUCUCCUCCUGUCCAGACCAUUAUACCUCGCGCAGAACUGAAUGGCCUGCACUCGCCUGAUGAGGAGAACUCCGGGGAUAGUGAGAGCUCCUCAGAAGGAGAAUCAAUUCCCACUUGGUGCCACUGCAGUGUCUCCCAAGAUGGUUUCCUCCUCAAGUGUGAAAAGUGCAGAGGAAUGAGCAGGGGGAAGGUGAUCAGACUCCGCCGCCGGAAGCAGGACAACGUGUCAGGCGGGGACAGCAGUGCCACUGAGAGCUGGGAUGAAGAACUCUCUCCCUCCACAGUGCUGUACACGGCCACGCAGCACACGCCAACCAGCAUCACGCUGACCGUCAACCGCGUCCGCAGGAGCAAACCCAAGAAGAGGAAGAGGAGUACAGAAAAGGCUCGUGCUGCUCCAAAGACCAAAAAGAUCAAGGCUUUUCGAGAGGGCUCACGAAAGUCUCUGAGGAUGAAGAAUUCCCCUUCUGAAGCACAUGCCUUGGAUGAAAACACAGCUGAAGGGUGGGAGAAUCGGAUACGCCUCUGGACGGACCAGUACGAGGAAGCCUUCACGAACCAGUACAGUGCUGAUGUGCAGAACUUGCUGGAGCGUCAUUUAAACUCUAAUAAAGACUAUGUGGGCAAAACUGCCAUGCUGGACACAAUCAACAAAACAGAGCUGGCCUGCAAUAAUACUGUUAUUGGGUCCCAGAUGCAGCUGCAGUUGGGAAGGGUGACUCGGGUUCAGAAGCACCGGAAGAUCCUGAGGGCAGCAAGAGACUUGGCACUAGAUACCCUUAUAAUUGAGUAUCGAGGGAAAGUUAUGUUACGACAGCAAUUCGAGGUCAAUGGGCAUUUCUUCAAAAAGCCAUAUCCCUUUGUGCUGUUCUACUCCAAGUUCAAUGGCGUUGAGAUGUGUGUAGACGCCCGCACCUUUGGUAAUGAUGCCAGGUUCAUCAGGCGGUCCUGCACUCCAAACGCAGAGGUUCGUCAUGUGAUUGCUGAUGGGAUGAUCCACCUGUGCAUCUAUGCUGUUGCCACCAUUGCCAAGGACACAGAGGUUACCAUCGCCUUUGACUAUGAGUACAACAUCUGCAAUUAUAAAGUGGACUGUGCGUGUCACAAGGGGAACCGGAAUUGCCCUGUGCAGAAACGUAGCCCAAAUGCUGCAGAACACCUACCUCCACCUGUUUUAGGCACACUGAUUGGGGCAGAAACACGCCGGCGAAAGGCCCGCCGAAAGGAGCUAGAAAUGGAGCAGCAGAGCAUUGCGUCGGAUGAGAACAGCAGUCAGCAAACUGAGGAAGUUCCUGAGGGACCUGCAGCAGUCAGUGACAAUGAGGUGCAAGAGAAGGAGGAGAAACAAGAAGGGGAGAAAGAGGAGCCUGUAGAGGAACAGGGAGCCUUGGUUCACAGCAGACGGUCUCGGGAAGACAGGAAGGUAGAAGCCAUCAUGCACAUGUUUGAAAACUUAGAAAAGAGAAAGAGGAGACGAGAGCAACCAUCAGACCGUAACAGCACUGAUGCUGAAAUCAACGUCAAUUCUGAAGCUCCUGAGGUGGAAGAAGUAAAAACAGAGACUCCUGAAACUGAAGAUGGAAGUUCAGCACUGAGUGCUCCUCCGCCUCCUCCUCCUCCUCCUCCUCCUCCUCCUCCUGUUUCUAACAGUACCAGCACUACUGGGGUGAACACACGGCGGUCCUCACAAAUAGCGGAUGCUGUCCCUGAAAAAACAGUGACUAAGCCAGCUCCAGCAAAACCCUCCAGGCCCCGACCAAAAAGUCGCUUCUCUCGAUACCGGACCAGUUCAGCACAAAGACUGAGAAGGCAGAAACAAGCUAGUUCCCAGCAAGCUGAACUCACACAGGCUGUCCCAGAGGAAGGAAGCACUGCCAGCUUGGUAACCACAACAGAUGUCAGCAGUGUGGAAGGGCCAGGAGAAGGCAGACAGUUGACAGGAUCUGACCCAACUGCUAUCCUGGCUACAGGAUCUCAGUCUAAUCGAGCUGCAGUAAAGUACCCCAAAACAAAAAAGUACCUUGUUACAGAAUGGCUGAACGACAAGGCAGAAAAGCAGGAGUGUCCAAUUGAGUGUCCUCUGCGCAUUACUACAGACCCAACAGUUUUGGCAACUACCCUAAAUAUGUUGCCAGGUCUCGUGCACUCCCCGCUGAUUUGUACCACACCUAAACACUACAUUCGCUUUGGUUCACCUUUCAACCCUGAGAGACGUCGAAGACCCUUUCUGUUGGAUGGCAUUUACAGCUCCUGUAAGAAGCGCUGGAUCAAACAAGCCCUGGAAGAGGGGAUGACUCAGACCUCACCAGCUCCACAAGAGAACAGAACCCAGUGUCUAUACCAAAGCAACGAGAACAGCAGCUCCUCCAGCAUCUGCAAAGAUGACACAGACUUGCUGAGUCCCCUGAAGAAAUGGAAGUCUCGCUACUUGAUGGAGCAAAACGUUAAGAAGCUGCUGCGGCCGCUGUCUCCUGUCACGCCCCCUCCUCCCGUCCCUUCGGUCCCCGGCGCAGCGAGCCCGCAGCUGGCCACGCCCUGCUCGUCGCUGCCCGGGGAGGAGGAGACUCGCAAUGGUUACGGCAUCAUGUUCUCACCCAUCCCCUCUCUGGCUGCCAGCCGCUGCAAUACUCCACUACAGUUCGAGAACGUAUCCUCCCCCGAGAGCUCCCCUGCGCAUAGGCCCGAGUCCAUGUCACCUGAGGUCUGCCUCCGAUCCGACCUGGAUUUGAAGGGUGGGUACCUGGAUCCCAGUGCAAACACCUGCCAGGAACGGCCGUCGCUGCUCAGCUUUGCAUCCUCUGAUGUGGCUCCACAAUCCUCCAUAAACUCUACUUCAGAGAUGAACUUCCCAGGGAAAAGUGGGGAAGCACAGAUGCUGCUACGAAGCUCUGAUCAGGCUUUUCGGACAGAGUUUAAUUUAAUGUAUGCCUUCUCCCCACUGAACGCUAUGCCACGUGUGGAUGGGUUGUUGCAGGGGUCUCCUCCUUUGGGAGAGAGGAAGCCAGUGAAUUCAGAAGCAGGAUGCUGCAGCUCUCCUGCAGAAGGGUAUUUCAGCAGACACGAGUCAGGGCUGCUCAAAGAGACAGUGCAUGGAUCCAUGUCCCCCUGCAGCGAGAGGGCUUCUGAAGGCACCAGAGCUGCUCCCCAGAAUCCGCCACAAAGGAAGAAGGUAUCUCUCCUGGAGUACCGCAAGCGGAAACAGGAGGCCAAGGAGGGCGGCGAUUCCGGGCGCGGCGCAGGGACCCCCACCCGGCAGGGCAGCGGCGGCUCCGGGACUGACGGGGAUGGGAACGGCCUGCCAGGCUCUGCAGCACGAACUCCGUCCUCCCCACAGAGUGGCUUCUCCCCUUCUCAUCCCUCCCUGCCUCACAUAGAGGACAUCAGCCCACCAGACUCGAGGGGCUGUAGUUCCUCAUCAUCGCUCAGUAAAUCCCAGGAGAGCAUCAGCAGUAGGUGGAUGGUCCCGACGUCAGUGGAGAGGCUGCGGGAGGGCCGGGGGAUGCUGGAGAAGGUUCUGCGGAGCGGUGCAAAGGUGUCCCAGAGACACGAAUCCUCCCCUACCCACGACAGUGCUCUUGAGAGAGAUGCAGAUGCAGCAGAAGGAGACACUCCAGAAGCCCACAAAGGACCAGCAGUUUACAGUCCUUCUCGAUACAGCUACCAGCUGCUGCAGUCUGACAGUCCCCAGGCAGAAUCACAGACCCUGCUCCAGCAGAGCUCCUCCCCGUACCGAGGGCACCUCGCUCCGUCUCCUGGAUACAGCUACCGAGCAGCAGCACAGAGGACAGGACACAGCCUGUCCCAUGGUUCCUCGGAAACAUCCCUCUCCUCCACCUCAUAUUCCAGCCCUGCCCACUCAGUCUCCACAGACUCCUCUGCCCUGUUUGCAGGGAAUUCGGGGUAUUUCAGCAGCCAGCAGCACUCUGGCAGCGUCAGCAGCAGCCUCCUGAGGAAGAGCUGCCCUGCGGCUGCCAGCCCGGCACAGCAGACAGCUGUGGACUCUCUCUCCUCGGAGUCGGGCUCCCAGCCCUGCACAGGCGUGUCGGGCUCUUCCUCCGCUCCCCAAAGUGCUCGGUCACUACAGUCAGACUUGCGGACUAUGAGCCUGCCGAACUCUGGGCAGUCUGUUCUCUACCAGGGCUCCCGGGGCGCUGUGAUUUCCAAUGCACAACACUAUCCGCACCGCGGGGGAGGCAGUGUCCAUCAGUAUAGACUGCAGCAGCUCCAGGGUUCUGGAGUAAAGACUCAAACAGGACUUUCCUAGGGCUGCCUGGACUUCAGGAGGACAAAACUGCCCAUAGCUCCUUCCAGUCACCUCUGGAAGUGGCUCCUGGGCCAGUGUUGGGAGCUUGCACCUGAUGCUGGGGUACCAGGGGUCAGAGGCUGAGGUCGAAAAUGCACGGGUGAGAUUUGUGAGCAGUAUUGGCCUCUGGCCUGGUAGGAGAACAGAUUUCUCUGAGGCAGAGACUGUAGCAAAGCAGUUCCCUGACAUGUGGGUACAUUGCGAAAACAAAAAGAAACAAACAAACAAAAAAAAAAAAAAAAAAAAAAAAAAAAAAAAAAAAAAAAAAAAAAAAAAAAAAGAGAAAAAAAAAAGGAAAAAAAAAGCAAAUGGUUCAAGUGCAAUGACUGUGGCACAGCCUCUGUCUCUGGUCCGUGCCCAUGGCCACAGUCACUCAUGCAGCACGGACACAGUUCUGAAUUCAAAAGCAGUUUAAAAGAAAUGUUGGGGGAAGUUAACUCCAAUCUCUUUAUAGGUCAGGUUCUCAGUGCGUUCUGGGGAGGGCUUUAAUCCAGAUCAUUCCAGUCACAAGCAGACGAGCGCACACGGCUGCCUUUGGGCUUGGGUCGCCACUGCCGCUGUCAAAGCUUUUUCCAGGACAACAGAGCCUCUGCAAAUGCAAACAGCACGAGAGGGGUUUGGAGCGUGUGCCCGUGGCUGCAGAGGAUCCGGGGUGCGCUGUCGUGUGCUGCUUCAUUGCAGGUCUGUCGUGAAUGAGUGUUUUUAAGGUCGCCUAAGGAAUCUGUGAACAGGAGCACGGCUGGGGCCGUGCUGCCACGUGCUGCCGCGCCGGGGCUCUCUGGCUGCUGGUGUCAAUGCACAGGGGAUGGCCAGGGGCCUGAUCAGUCAAGUGAUGCUGCAGCACACGGGGGGCUGCAGGCAGAGGAGCGGGGGCGCUGCAAGGGGCAGUGCUGGGUGGGCACCCCGGUCUGUGCCGAGCCAGAGGCUCUCCAGGCAGUGCCAUGUGGGGUCUUUCCCAGCCACUGUCACCCGCUGAGCGUGGCAGGAGAGCCAGCCCAGACACAGUGCGCUGUGUGUUCAAUUCCAUACGAUUGCCAGCUUCUUUCUCACUUGUUUACUGUAAUAUCGGGCGUGUUUUUAUUUAUCUAAUUUUAUAUUCAGUUAUAACCAUAGUAGGUUAGCUAAUAUAUGACAGGUGUCAUCCCUGGUGCUGCAGUGGAACUUCUCCUUUCUCUUGGAUAACAUAAUGCUGUGAGUCUGUCUCCCCUCUCCUUGCAGAUGCACAGUCUUCUUCCUCUUUUUUUAGGACUGUUACAGAUUUCUCUAAUUCACAAUUGAAAUCAGGUGUUUGUUCAGCCUAGGGGAGACUUUUAAAAUAUUGAAACAAAGAGUAACUUUCUCACACUGUCUGGCUGUGAGCGUGUUGGGAUGGAACUUGUCACCCCACCGUUGGGUGUCUGUAUACUGUAUAAAAUAGGUGUAAACUUCACUUGGCUUAGCCCUGGAGGUGCAGCCUCCCCUUUCGUGCUCUGAGCAGCACGGGGCAGGCGGGCUCUGCCCUGCCAGGUGGAGGGAGGGUCCAGGGAGGCCCUGCCCAGAGGCUCCAGCACCUUCGGGCGCAGCAGGGGGGGCAGGAGGGAGGGACCCUGGAAAGCUCUAGGAAAGGUGGGGGCUGUAGCUUCUUACUCUAGUGGAGUUUUUACACCAUGCUGUAACAUUUGAACUUUCACAAGAGAUGUAAUAAUUUUGAUAAUAAAAAUACUUAACUUGAAAA